AUGGGCAGCAACCAACAGAGUGAGACAAGUCAGGAGAUGGGCAGCAGCCAACAGAGUGAGACAAGUCAGGAGAUGGGCAGCAGCCAACAGAGUGAGACAAGUCAGGAGAUGGGCAGCAGCCAACAGAGUGAGACAAGUCAGGAGAUGAUAUGGGGUAAUGGAUAUUCUAAUUCCUCCACUACAUGGUCCAAAGUAUGCUAUUACAGUAUUGUAAAGACAAGUCAGGAGAUGGGCAGCAGCCAACAGAGUGAGACAAGUCAGGAGAUGGGCAGCAGCCAACAGAGUGAGACAAGUCAGGAGAUGGGCAGCAGCCAACAGAGUGAGACAAGUCAGGAGAUGGGCAGCAGCCAACAGAGUGAGACAAGUCAGGAGAUGGGCAGCAGCCAACAGAGUGAGACAAGUCAGGAGAUGGGCAGCAGCCAACAGAGUGAGACAAGUCAGGAGAUGGGCAGCAGCCAACAGAGUGAGACAAGUCAGGAGAUGGGCAGCAGCCAACAGAGUGAGACAAGUCAGGAGAUGGGCAGCAGCCAACAGAGUGAGACAAGUCAGGAGAUGGGCAGCAGCCAACAGAGUGAGACAAGUCAGGAGAUGGGCAGCAGCCAACAGAGUGAGACAAGUCAGGAGAUGGGCAGCAGCCAACAGAGUGAGACAAGUCAGGAGAUGGGCAGCAGCCAACAGAGUGAGACAAGUCAGGAGAUGGGCAGCAGCCAACAGAGUGAGACAAGUCAGGAGAUGGGCAGCAGCCAACAGAGUGAGACAAGUCAGGAGAUGGGCAGCAGCCAACAGAGUGAGACAAGUCAGGAGAUGGGCAGCAGCCACAAGUCAGAGAGCAGACAGAGUGAGACAAGUCAGGAGAUGGGGCAGCCAACAGAGUGA
Messenger RNA from Parnassius apollo (apollo), 876 nucleotides. Lineage: Eukaryota; Metazoa; Arthropoda; Insecta; Lepidoptera; Papilionidae. The record is from the annotation of a GenBank genome assembly.